AUGUUUUUAAAGUAUAUUAAGUAUUCAAUUCUUCUAAAAAAGCUAAAAAAGGAAACGUAUCAGAAGCUCAUGUAAAAAAAAAAAACUUAAACUAAAAAUAAAAAAAAAAAGAAUAAUGACAUAGGUCGAAGAAUCCUUAUAAUAAACGGAACUACAUAAAAUUCUAAUUAUAUAUAAAUUCCAGAUCCAUAAUAAGGUAUUUAAUCUUUAGGAUUAUUAGGUCGUUAUGUAUAUUUAGAAUUUUUACCUUUUGAAGGUAAGUAUUUUAUAAUCCAUUUAGAUUUUAACAUAAAAGGAAUGCUAAAUACAUAUCGAUUAACAAUAUCUAAUAUGUUCGAUAAAUACAAAGUAAUCGAAAACAAUGUUUUAUAAAUACCUUAUCCCUAAAAUGCCCCUUUAAAAUGGACAAUAAUGGUACUCGAUAUCUAAUACCAUCUCUAAAGUUUAGAAUUAUAAAAACUAAACCAAUAAGAAUUCAUCCAUAUCCUAAAAUAAGUACAAAUAUGUUCUACAUUAUCUUUCAGAGGACUAUUUACAGCCGAUAUAUGCUAUUCUAUAUCUAACCUUCCCAAAGAAUUAGAUUUCAAACCAAUCAAAAACCGCUAAUGGAGUGGAUAAUACUAAAUCGUGUAUUAUCCAACUGAAAUCGAUCCCGAAUUUUAAAAUCAACAAGAAGAAGAAAAAAUACAACAAAAAGAAAACAAGAAUUCCAAUAAAGAAAAUCUUUAAAAAUCACCAUAUUCUCAAAAAUCUCCCAUUAAAAAUAAGGCUGAAGAAUUAGAACAAAUAGUGUCAAAAUUAGAUUCGGCUCAAAAUACUAUUCCCUAAAAGAACUACCUCGUCGAAAAUCUCGUCAAAAAAAAUGCAAUUUUCCAAAAAGAAGAAAACUCAGAAAAUCAACUCCGUCCAUAUCCCAUAUGUAACCUUUCCCACACUAUCGGAUUUUCCGCUAAUUCUUGUAAAGAUAUUAAAUGGUCAAAAUCAUAAGACCUACCCGAUGAAAUAAUAUAUACAUCUGGUUCUUUAUUAAUAUCUUCAGAUACAAAAACUCCAAAACAGCGCUUUUUCCAAGGACAUACAUCCCCUAUAUGCUCAUUAGACGUUUCAAAAGACGGGAAAAUGCUCGUUUCAGCUUAAUAGGGAAAAAAAGCCGUCGUAAGAAUCUGGGAUUACCUAAGCGGUGAUUGUAUAACAGGUUUUUAGUGUCCUUAUACUAAUUUAAAAUGUGUUUCAUUAUCUUAUGACUCAAAGCUAUUAGCCACAGUGGGUACAGAUGAAUUAAAUAGAGAUUUAAUAAUCAUUUGGAAUAUCGUAGAUAUCUAAAACAAGAAAAACCGGAACUAUUUGCCAAAUAAAUAAGUGAAUUUAACAUUAUAUCAUUAAAAUAUUCUCCAACGGAAAUUGACAAACUUGUUUCUUGUGGAAAGGAAAAUAUCCGUUUUUGGAGAAUAAAAAAUUAACACUUACCCGGUAAACCUGUAAUAUUAAACCAUCAUGCCCGAAAUAAUAUUUUUUUAGUUUUAGAUUUCGAAUUUUCAUAUGACGAUCCUUCCGCAGUGA
Messenger RNA from Ichthyophthirius multifiliis, 1560 nucleotides. RefSeq names its product WDr90 protein, putative. Gene Ontology annotation, molecular function: protein binding. The record is from RefSeq and is a predicted model, not a curated record. The transcript is spliced from 2 exons. NCBI's taxonomy places the organism in Eukaryota, Ciliophora, Oligohymenophorea, Hymenostomatida.